AUGCCUCCUACCCUCGAAAAGAUUGAUACAACAUCCCGCACCACUUCCAACAAGCCUGCUCAACCCGCAAUGGCUCCAGAGACCCCCGUUACACUAUCAGCAGAGGAAACCCAAGCUUACAAGGACGUCUUCGCUCUGUUUGACAAGGAUGGAAGUGGCACCAUCACCGCCGCCGAACUUGGCGAUAUCAUGAAGUCGUUGGGUCAGAAUCCCUCCGAGUCAGAGCUACAAGACAUGAUCAAUGAAGUCGACGUCGACCACAGCGGCAGCAUCGAUUUCGAUGAAUUCCUCAAGAUGAUGUCUCAGACAGUCAAGGCGACCGAUUUUGCCCACGAGACUCGUGCUGCUUUCAAUGUCUUCGACAAGGAUGGUAGUGGUACCAUCUCCGCCGAUGAGCUUCGCCAGGUCAUGAAAUCUCUUGGCGAGAACCUUACGGAUGAGGAAAUCGACGAGAUGAUCCGUGAGGCUGACAAGGAUCGAAAUGGAACGAUAGAUUACGAGGAAUUCGUCCAGCUUCUCUCUCCCAAGUAG
Messenger RNA from Exophiala bonariae, 531 nucleotides. RefSeq lists its product as uncharacterized. The record is from RefSeq and is a predicted model, not a curated record. The transcript has 6 exons. The coding region runs from base 1 to 531 and encodes 176 amino acids. Gene Ontology annotation, molecular function: calcium ion binding; enzyme regulator activity. NCBI's taxonomy places the organism in Eukaryota, Fungi, Ascomycota, Eurotiomycetes, Chaetothyriales, Herpotrichiellaceae.